This is a messenger RNA of Pangasianodon hypophthalmus (striped catfish), 3063 nucleotides long. RefSeq names its product L-threonine ammonia-lyase. The record is from RefSeq and is a predicted model, not a curated record. Gene Ontology annotation, biological process: L-threonine catabolic process; L-serine catabolic process. The coding region runs from base 22 to 1632 and encodes 536 amino acids. Gene Ontology annotation, molecular function: L-serine ammonia-lyase activity; threonine deaminase activity. Lineage: Eukaryota; Metazoa; Chordata; Actinopteri; Siluriformes; Pangasiidae. The transcript has 11 exons.
CUCAAUAACUCAAGAUUCAGAAUGAACUUUGCUGCACAGUUUUUCUACACAAACUAUGUGGGGGGAAAAUCACCAGUACGGAGGGGAUUCAGUGACAGCGAGGAGUACGACCCCUUCUGGCACAGUGAUGAUCAGCAUUUGAGCAGCAACAUAAAGACAUGCUCAUCUCAUGAUGGCCGAUGCCAAAAAGACGGCAUCAUCAGCAAUGGAGUCCUUACUCAUCGACCCUCCCUCAUCUGCCCAGAGCGCCUCCGAGACUUUGGCGCUGAGGAGUACUUAAAGGUGGACGUGAGACCCUUUAAGACCAAAGUGAUGGAAGCACCUGAGAAGCAACUGAUGGAACCUCCUAAACCCUCCAUCAAAAGCAAUAAGGACUACAAGCCUGCACCCAAGCCUCCUGCUGAGUACCUUGGCUUUGAGGACAUCAGUGCAGCAGCAUUAAAUAUCCAACAGUCAGGAAUUCAAAAGACCCCCUGCACAUACUCUAGACUAUCCAAACUAUAUGGUAUGGAGAUUUAUCUGAAGAAAGAGUACCUCCACUACACAGGUUCAGUAAAGGAGAGAGGAGUUCUGUAUCUGCUCUCCUCACUACAACAGGACCAGCAGAAGAAAGGUGUCAUUGUGGCCACAGACUGUAACUUUUCCAUGGCAGUGGCUCACCAUGCAGUGGAGCUGAGAAUUCCAGUCUUUGUCAUAAUGCCUGCAUACACUUCCCCACCACGGCUGCGCAUUUACCGGGACUAUGGGGCCAUGGUAAUCUCCUAUGGCAGCACAGCACGGGACUCACAAAAUCAUGCACACCAUCUGGCCAAUGAGAAUGGCUACCUCUGCCUAGAAGAGGAUGACAGUGUAGUGUACCUGGCAGGUCUGGGUACAGUAGGCAUAGAGCUCCAGGAUCAAGUGCCCAAGCUGGACGCAGUCAUUGUCCCUGCUGGGGGACAGAGCAGAGUGCUGGUUGGGACUGCAGCUGCCAUCAAACACCUAAACCCUCGCAUCUCAGUCAUAGGUGUUGAGCCAGAGGAGUUUCCACUUCUGCUACAGUCCCUCAAAACAGAUUCUCUUGCCAGUGAUUUCUCCCACACCACAAAUAAAAAGCUCUAUAGAGAUAUCAUGCAGCACUCUUUGGGAGCACACACUUUGCAAAUGGCCAAGAAAAUGGUGGAUAAAAUGAUCUCUGUUAGAGAAAGGGACAAUUUGGUGGCCAUGCUGAGGUUUCAGGAGUAUGAACACACCACUGUAGAUACUGAAGGAGCCAUGGGGCUGGCAGCCAUCUUGGCUGGUCAACUUCCAGAGCUAAAGGGUAAAAGAGUAGCAGUGGUAGUUGCCAGUGCAAACAUGGAGCUGGACUUGGUGAGAGAGUGUGUAGACAGAGCUCUGGUGCUGGACGACCGCGUGAGCCGCUUCAGUGUUCAGCUGGGAGAUGGGCCAGGAGACAUGGCUAAACUGCUGAAUAUACUGGCUCGGGAAGACGUCAGGCUGUUGGAUAUUUGCCACCGGAGAUACAGUGAUAGGGUAGAUCUCUUCAAAGUACAGGUGGAGUGUGUUGUGGAGCUGAGGGAUAAGAGUCAGAACUGCCAUCUACGCAGGACGCUGUCUGAUCUCUAUCCCACACUGCGCUGGCUGGAUCGGUGAACUUGUCAUAAUGACUGCUGCUCUGAUCAUGCGUACACAAACUCACACAAAAACACACAUCAUCAAAGGCUUUUACGGACUAAAACACACAUCAUCAAUACCUCAUAUUGACAAAACCCAAACAUAACCGAGACACAUCAAAGAUAUAAAUGCACACACACACCAUAUACAUCACAUACAUCCAUAUCCACUGAGUCAGUGUUAAUGUGAACUUUUUGCAGCAAUAUUUCUAGUUAUGUUUAAUAUGUAUUAAAGUAGAUGAUUUAAUUAGAACAGAAAGAUUAAUAGUGGCAUUUGUUAAUUUUCCUCUGUGUAUAAUGAAUAAAGGGCAAAGGCAUUAUAAGAAUUACUAUGCUGCAAAUUUAUAGUCAGUUUAGAUGUACAAAGUAUACAAAGCUCUGGGAAUUUGUGUAAAAUCUGUCUUACUAUAUUAUUUACCAACCAUUAAAACCCACGUAUUGUUACAUUAGGAUUCAUAAAAGAGACUCCUUUAUCUGCAAAAAAGUGUUCAUAAUAUACACUCACCAGCCACUUUAUUAGGAACACCUGUACAUUCAGGCAGUACAAUCUAAUCAGCUGAUCAUGUGGUAGCAGUGCAGUGCAAAAAUUCAUGCAGAUACAAGUCAAGAGCUUCAGUUAAUGUUCACGUCAAACAUCAGAAUGAAGAAAAAGUGUGAGCUCUGAUUUUGAUCAUGGCAUGGUUGUUGGUACCAGAUGGGCUGGUUUGAAUAUUUCAGAAACUGCUGAUCUCCUGGGAAUUUCGCACACAAUAGUCUCUAGAGUUUGCACAGAAUGGUGUGAAAAACAAAAAACAUCCUGUGAGCAGAGAGUCUGCAGAAUGAAACACCUUGUUGAUGAGAGAGAUCAGAGGAGAAUGACCAGACUGGUUUUUAGCUGAUAGGAAGUCUGCAUGAAUGUGCAGGUGUUCCUAAUAAAGUGGAUGGUGAAUGUAUAUAUAUUAUGAACACUUAGAGAGAGAGAGAGAGAGAGAGAGAGGCAGUACACUGUUUUCUCCUAGCUGACUGUAUAUUUUGUCCCUUUUAAUAAGGCUUAUGCCUGUAACUCACUCCAUGAUGACCUUUUAAUACUGUGUGAUAUGCAGAGUGAAUGACACGCCGCCAACCUGCAUCAGCUGUCAUUAGCUUUUCCAUCCAUCACUCGAACUGUUAAACACAGUUUGGCUCCCAUCCUGGUGUGUGAACAUUAGCUCUCAGCCACAUCACACAAAUAAAUGGUCCAUGUUAAGAUCUGCUGCACAGGGAGAUGCGUGUUAAGAUGGAUAGUGGAAGGAAAGUGGUGCAGCGAGGACAGCACGCUCUUGAGUAAAGACCGGAGAGAGUGCUUGGAGAGAGGGGUGAUUAGUGCAGCCUAAUCUUUUAAGUCCAUUAGCUAAGGUCAUUCUGUCCCACAGCCCCAGAACCAAAUGCAGGA